AUGUACAGCCUGACUUUCCACCCCAUCGAUGAGGACCUCACUGCCUUGAUCCAGGUGGCCAUCCGCGAUGCUUCGCAGCACGUGGAAGUGGCGGAGAAGCUUCAACAGCUGCGCGUGCUCUGCGGCGAUCUCCCUGGCUCUGGAUGGGUACAGCCGCAAGAUCCCAGAGUACUGCUGAGAUUUCUCAUCGCUCGAAAGUGCGAUGUUGAGCGAGCUUUGGACAUGCUUCACUCAGUGCUGGAGUGGCGGCAGGAGAAUGCAACAAGCAUGCUGUCAUCCUGGGGUAAAAGCGAUCAAGGCAAGCAUGAGAAGUUCGAUCUGUAUUGGAAGCCCUUGGGCUAUGCUGGCUUGGACCAUGAGGGUGAUCCUGUGUUUUACGAGCGUGUGGGGCAGAACGAUCUGCAAGGCCUGCUGAAUUGCAAUCAAGAGUUUAUCCGGGAGCACAGCAUCUACAACGCAGAGUGCGUUUUCGCCAGCCUGGAACUCGCAAGACGAAAGAACUUGAAGAAAGGCAGCAGCCGCGGCUUUCAGUUGACUGUGGUGGUCGACUUGGAUGGGUUGGACCUCAGCUUCAUGGACCGGCACGCCCUUGCCAUGCUCCAGAUGGUGGGUCGGGUGGAGUCGGACAACUACCCUGAAGGCCUCAAGCGGGUCAUUAUCAUCCGACCUCCUUGGAUUUUUCCGUUGAUUUGGCGUGUGUGCCGCCCUUUUCUGGAUCAGGGAACCAUCGACAAGAUAGAAGUUGUGCACGAAGGCGAGACAACUGAGACACUGCUGAGACAUAUUCCUGCAAAGCAUGUGCCGAAGGCACUGGGUGGAGAGUGGUUUGAUGGCGAUGAUGACUAUUGCGCCAGAUUUAUAGCUCCUGGUGGCACUAUACCUCAGGAGAUCAUCGACAUGACUUUUCCUGACGCGUGA
Symbiodinium natans is the source of this 918-nucleotide messenger RNA. Lineage: Eukaryota; Dinophyceae; Suessiales; Symbiodiniaceae. The record is from the annotation of a GenBank genome assembly.